Molecule: messenger RNA, 2833 nt
Organism: Etheostoma cragini (Arkansas darter)
Lineage: Eukaryota; Metazoa; Chordata; Actinopteri; Perciformes; Percidae
Gene: fscn2a
Product: fascin actin-bundling protein 2a, retinal
Exons: 5
Coding region: 274-1749 (491 amino acids)
Biological process (GO): establishment or maintenance of cell polarity; cell migration; actin filament bundle assembly
Cellular component (GO): cytoplasm; actin cytoskeleton
Molecular function (GO): actin filament binding; protein-macromolecule adaptor activity
Source: RefSeq, a predicted model, not a curated record
GAUUUUAAUCCUAACUCAUUAAGGAACGGAGAGCAAGUGCCUGUGCAAACCUUCUGGGGAACGAGAGAAAGUGACGGAAGAAGGAAGGGACACUAGACAAUCCAUCAAGGGAGAUAAGUUGAGCUAAUUUACAGCUUGAGAGACAGAAGAGGGGAGAAAUCAAGCAUUUUAUUUUUGCUUUUCAGUUGUUUCAUGCCUGCUUUUCCCCAUUACCCUUUCCCUAAUUUGUCCUAAACCUCUUUACUUGCAAUCUUAACUUGGGCCUGUUCAAGCAUGCCCACAAACGGAAUUAACAGGGCCCUGAAGCUACAGUUUGGCCUCAUCAACUAUGAGAACCGUUACCUGACAGCCGAGGCCUUCGGCUUCAAAGUGAAUGCCUCAGGUGUCAGCAUGAAGAAGAAACAGAUCUGGACCUUAGAGCAGGAUGAGCAAGAUGGCCAAGUAGUGUUCCUUCGCAGCCACUUGGGACGUUAUCUGGCCUCUGACAAAGAUGGAAAGAUCACAUGUGGGGCGGAGAAGCCUGAUCCUGACUGCCGUUUCCUUAUUGUGCCUCAAUCUGAUGGUCGUUGGGCACUGCAGUCAGAGCUUUACCUGCGUUACUUUGGUGGAUCGGCUGACUACCUAUCGUGCUUUGCACAAGCCAUUGGGGAACAAGAGCUGUGGGCCGUCCAUUUGGCUUUACAUCCGCAGGCCAGCCUGCUCAGUGUGGCACGUAAGCGCUAUGCCCAUCUGUCUUCCUCAGAUGGAGAGAUCUCAGUAGACAGCAAUAUUCCCUGGGGAGUGGACUCCCUGGUCACCUUGGUAUACCUUGAUGGCAAGUACAGCCUGAAGACCUGUGACAGUCGUUUCCUCAGCAAUGAUGGCAAACUGGUAAAGGAGAACACCAAUACUACUAGCUUCACACUGGAGCUGAAAUCUGGAAAGCUGGCUUUUAAGGACUGUGAUGGGAAAUAUCUGACCCCAGUGGGUCCAACAGGGACACUGCGAUCUGGCCGAUGUUCCAAGCCCGGAAAAGAUGAGCUGUUUGAUCUUGAGGAGAGUCAUCCACAAGUAAUUUUUCAAGCCGCCAAUAAAAGAUUUGUCUCUGUCAAACAAGGAGUGAGUAUUUCAGCCAAUCAGGAUGUGGAGACAGACAUGGAGACCUUCCAGAUGGAGAUUGAUAAGGAGAGCAAAAAGGCCAUGUUUAGGACCAAUGGCGGAUCCUACUGGACUUUAGUGACUCACGGAGAGAUCCAGUCCACUGCCACAGAAGUAGAGGUGAAUACAAUGUUUGACAUUGAGUGGCGAGGACAAAGGGUGGCACUUAAAGCAAGUAAUGGAAAGUAUGUUUGUACAAAGAAGAAUGGGCAGCUCUCAGCAGUCAGCGAUACAGUGGGUGAUGAUGAAUUAUUCCUGAUGAAACUCAUAAACCGCCCUAUGUUGAUUCUUCGUGGAGAGAAUGGCUUUGUGUGUCACCACAAGAACUCCAACACUCUGAACGCAAAUCGAUCUGUCUAUGACAUUUUCUCACUGAUCUUCAAUGAUGGCGCCUACAAUGUAAAAAGUGUCAAUGGAAAGUUCUGGUACAUCUCUAGCAGUGGCCUAGUGUGCACAGAUGGAGAAAAGCCAGAGGACUUUUUUCUUGAGUUCCUGGAACAUGGACGUGUCGCCAUCAAGGGGACUGAUGGCAAGUACCUUCGUGGAGACCAGGGAGGUACACUUAUGGGUCAUGGCACAACCGUUGAUGUAUCUUCUCUUUGGGAGUAUUGAUCCCUUUCAAUCAAGGUCCUCAAAGAGGGAGCAAGAGGGCGGGGUGCAGGACCCACUUCCAUCAAAUGAAGCAGACUGACAGGGUAAAAAAAAUCUGCCUGUUUUCAUACUAGCUGCCUGAUCCCAUGUUUUUCUUUUAGUUUUUUUUUUUUUCAAAGAGAGAAUACUUUAGGGAGGUAUGUUUGCUUUUUAUUGUACAUGUUACAUUUUUUGUCUUUUAAAUGACAAUGCCAACAUCAAACAACACAUACAUGUGUGAGCAGAUGUAAUUUCACAAAUACAGAAUAAGACAGCAGCUCUCCCAAGUCAUUCAGCCAUACUUUGCAUGUAACAAAAACGUACGUAACAAUUAUUUUUGAGGGAAACCACACUGAUCAGUCACUGAACAAAGAGGGUUGUUGCUCUGACUUGUUGUGAUCCUGCCUAAAGGCCUAAAUGAACAUUUAGUCCUUCUGCUGCUGAUUGUCACUGCCUAAAUAGACUAUAUAUCUCCAAAAGCUAAAAAAAAAACAGCUAUCAAAGUGAUUCAAAUCUGGCAGAGUAGGACACCUUACUCCUGGAGAUUCACACACUAACUAAAUAUUAAUGAAAAACAAACGAACAAAGGAUCAGUAUGGCUGGAUUCUUGGGUUUAAUAAAACCUAAACAAAAAAACAGGGAUACUCAUUCAUAGACACCAAAUUAACUUUAUUUGGUCCAGGUGACUAGACCUAAGUCAACUAUGUUUAUCAGGAUCUUACUUUUGUAACCUCUGUCAACAAUCCCACUGCAUUUGUUUACAGUUUUUAAAUGAUUUCAAUACUUUGACAUGCUUUAUAAGAACAGUGUGGUCAUUGACGUCACUCUAAGCAAUGAUAAUGCACCACUGUCUUCAAAGACAAUGGCUGGUGCCAAUGGUGUUGGUGUCAUUUUUCUUAAUGUACCAUUAACAGCUUCCAGCACAAUAUGAAGUAAGUGAAGUGGACUGGAGCUAAUACACUUUUAUCUCAGGCACCUCUGCAAUGCUGAGCAAUAUAUAUCCAAAGAGGACUUGCAAACACUGAAAUAGGUUAUGUGUAACACAUGUAGAAAUACAGAGAUCAGA